AAUCUCCAUUUUGAAUGUUUUUAUGGUUUAGGGUUUUAUGGUACGCCUCUUUUCUCAUGGCCGAAGACGAGUAAAUUGUCUGGAUUAACCAGAUGGUGUUAUGAAUUCGGACUAAAACGCUGGACGAUAUCCGAGCUGCGAUCUUCUCACGCAGCUUGCGAUUUGUCUUGCUCUUCUGCAACGACCUCAGACUGCGGUGAAGGCGAAGGCUUUGGUGUUGUUGCUAAUCGCUAACAGCAGAAACGUCCAAACAAAACAAUGUCAGAUGAUGCAACAAAUCAAAACAGGACCGUAAAUACCACAAGAAAUGCAAGAUGGAUCAAGGAGGACUGAAUAAUGGCGCCAAGAGAGAUGAUCAUUUGAAUACGUUGGAUUACAGCAACAGCCCAGUCGAGGGAAUUUUACGAAGCGGAAUACAAAGCGCCAUGUCUGUCGCCCCCACCUCGCUGGUUCCUCAAACCAAUCCGCUGAUGCAGCCGGUUUCCGGGGACCUUCCUAAUGGCCUGAGCAACUCGCCCACUCUGGAGGAGCACACCACCUCCGUGCCCUCCACCCUUGGCAUCUUUGGGGAAGAUUCAGAGCUCAAAGUGUUUGGGAAGGAGCAGAGGGCUCAGCAACACCAGACCCUGGGAGCUUUCACUUUGGGAGACAGUUUCUUAGGUCUGGAGGCCAGCAUUGCAGACCUCAAUAGCACUUCCCCUUCAGUGGACUCCCUGAUUGGUGGAGUCGACCCCAAUCUCUUUCCUUUAAAAACUGAGGACUUUUCCCCCAUGGAUAAAGGCGAUAUGUACUUUGACCAAGAUUCCUUUGGGCCCAUUGGGAAAGAUGUUGAUGUCGGCAAUCAUAAGCUCUUUAGUGACAACACUCUGGACCUCCUGCAGGACUUCGAGUUGGACGGAUCGCCUUCCGAUUUCUACGUGGCGGAUGACGCGUUCCUCUCCACCAUAGGUGAAGAUGCUUUGCUCGGAGACUUGCCGACAAAUACGGAGAGGGACUCAAAGGUUGCGGUCAAUGGCGAGACCUCCACUUCCAGCCCCUCCAGCAUCAACACGGUCACCACCAGCACCAUCUUGUCCACUGUGAAGGUGGAGAAGGACUCUAUAAUCCAGCUGUGCACUCCUGCGGUCAUCAAACAGGAGAACAACGGUGGGACUAACUACUGUCAGGCGAGUCUGCACAGCACAGCCAUUAACAUUUGUGGCGUCACCACUUCAAGUGGACAGAGCUUCCUAUUUGGGACCGGCCCAUCCACAGCUGCUGUCAGUCAGCAGAAAGAUCAGAAGCCCGUCUUUAACCUGUACACUCCUAUGACCUCUUCAGAAGACGGUUGGGGCAGGGGCCAUGGCUUUGGGAAUGCAAGUGAAAUGCAGCAGAGGGCCAGCGAAUGCUUUUCCAAAAACUACACAAGCCCCUAUGCCAGACUUGAAGGCAGCACUGCCACAUCCUCAGCUGCUGGGAAGUCCGGCACACACAAGAGCUGUCUUGUGUGCUCCGAUGAAGCUUCAGGCUGCCAUUAUGGAGUCCUCACCUGCGGAAGCUGUAAAGUCUUCUUUAAGAGAGCAGUUGAAGGGCAACACAAUUACCUGUGCGCUGGACGAAACGAUUGCAUCAUUGACAAAAUCCGCCGGAAGAACUGCCCUGCCUGUCGUUACCGCAAAUGCCUCAUGGCAGGCAUGAACCUAGAGGCCCGUAAAACCAAGAGGGGCCGUCAAACCGGCAAGGUAAUCCAGCAGCCGUCGAUUCCAGAGCGCAGUCUUCCUCCGCUGCCAGAAGUCCAGGCAUUGGUGCCCAAACCCAUGCCUCAGGUGGUGCCCACCAUGCUGUCACUGCUAAAGGCCAUCGAGCCGGACACCAUCUACGCUGGAUACGACAGCACCAUCCCUGACACCUCCACCCGCCUCAUGACCACUCUGAACCGUCUGGGCGGCCGGCAGGUCAUCUCUGCGGUCAAAUGGGCCAAAGCUCUGCCAGGGUUCCGGAACCUUCACCUGGAUGAUCAGAUGACCCUCCUGCAGUGUUCCUGGCUGUUCCUCAUGUCCUUCGGACUCGGUUGGAGGUCAUACCAGCAGUGCAAUGGAAACAUGCUGUGUUUCGCACCAGACCUGGUCAUCAAUGAAGAAAGGAUGAGGUUGCCCUACAUGACUGAUCAGUGUGAACAGAUGCUGAAGAUCUCCAAUGAGUUUGUGAGACUGCAAGUGUCCAACGAGGAGUACCUGUGCAUGAAAGUCCUUCUGCUCCUGAGCACAGUGCCGAAGGAUGGUUUGAAGAGCCAGUCAGUGUUUGAGGAGCUACGAAUGUCUUACAUUAAAGAACUGGGCAAAGCCAUUGUGAAGAGAGAGGAGAACUCCAGCAAGAACUGGCAACGAUUCUAUCAGCUAACUAAGCUACUGGACUCCAUGCACGACAUGGUGGGUGGACUCCUGAACUUCUGUUUCUACACCUUUGUGAAUAAAUCCCUCAGCGUGGAGUUUCCCGAAAUGCUGGCGGAGAUCAUCAGCAACCAGUUACCAAAAUUCAAAGCUGGGAGUGUCAAAUCGCUGCUGUUUCACCAGAAGUGAAACUCCUCCCAGCAGCAGGACACGAUGCCUUAAACGUCCACCCCGUCCCCUCACUCCCACUCCAUCGGGACAGCAGAGGGAGGCGGAGGCGUGUGAGAGAGAGAGGACUGUAUGCAACCCAGCACACAACUCCAUGAUUGACCACAGUACAGUCGGAGGAAGAGACGGGUAAUUAGAGGUUGUAAAAAGCUAACAAACGGCUGAACUGUUGAAAUGACAUAACCACGAAUCUCAUGGAUAGAUUAUCCCAUACACGUCGUCUCAGGUGUUUGACUCCCAGCAUCAACUAUUAUUAGUAGAAGAAAGCUAAUAAAGGUCACUUACUACAUACAGUAUGUAGAGUUGCACACGAUGCAGCACUUACGCAGUCCAAUAUGCGCAGAUUAUGCGCAGAUUAUAUAGUAAGUAUCCUACUUUUUAACUUCAGAUGAUAAAAGUUUGAAAUAAUCAUUUCAAUAAUAUGUAGAGAUAAUGGCUUCAGCUUGGUUUGAAAUGAAAUACGUUUUGUAUGACACCAUAUAUCUUCAGUUUUAAAACGACUCAUGUCAUUAACAGAGUUACAUAUAUACAGAAAAAGGGAAAAUAUGUGCCUUUUUAUUUUAUUUUUUUUAAGCUUCUUUCCCUGUUUUGACUCGUCCGCACCAGACAUCUGGCACUUCUUCUUCUUCAUAGCUGAUUGUACUUUUAUACCCACUUGCACUUGUAAUUUAAAAAACGGCCAUUCUUUUUUUUUUGGCAGCUCUUUAAUCAUUAGUGGGAACUUCAAAAAAGUGAUCCUUAUCGCGGAGAUGAGUCUUGACGAUAAUUUUUACGCUGAGAAAUGCAAAUCGAGCACUUUCACUCCUUGUAAAUGCUUUAAAGGGGCUGGUUUAGGUUUGUUCUGCAGCGAAGGUGUAUUUGUGUCUAAGAAAGCCAUUUAUUGUUAAUUUCACCUGUUAAUUCAUAUAGGAAUUAUGCAAUGUGAAACAUGAAUUUUUGUCAGUUUUGUUUUUAUGUGUGUCAUAUUUGUUCCUUAGCAAUGCCACAUUAUUCAACCAAAACAAUGAAUGCAGAUUACAGUACCUAUACCAUUUAUACAGACAGAUGAUUUGAAUUGUCAGAUACAGUACAAUCACACUUAGCUACACCAAACAUCAACUCAGGCCCACUUCAUUUAUAUUUGCUGUACUCUAGAUCCUGUAUGACAGUGUACAUUUCUAAUUUUUUUUUUUUAGGUCCAGACUAAUCCAUAUUAAACUAACCUUGACCUGUCUUGGUUUAAUCAGUCAAACUGUGGUGUAAGUGCAGGGUUUGAACUCUCUGGGAAUUUCUACUCGCCUGUAUUGUUGCAAUCUGUUAUUUUUGUGCCAAACAUAUAUUGCUUUCAGUUUGUACAAUCUAAAACUGUGCUCGUCUUAACAGUUGUCAAAGGUUUAUAUAUAUAUAUAUACAGUAUAUAUUCAAGAGGGGGAAAAAGAGAGGAUCAGAAUAUUUUACAGUUCUUCUGUGGAAGCUUAAUACAUCUUGUUUAAUACACAAAUAAAAAAUCUCCAGCUUCAGACUGCUUAGCAUUGCAUUUGUGUGGUACAGAUUUAGCGAUCAACACUCGUUUUCAAAUUCUAAUCGAUAUCUGAGCAGCACUUUUCUCUUCGCUCUUCCGUUCCUACAGAUAUACAGUAUCUCACAGAAGUGAGUACACCCCUCACAUUUUUGUCAAUAUUUUAUUAUAUC
Molecule: messenger RNA, 4268 nt
Organism: Sinocyclocheilus rhinocerous
Lineage: Eukaryota; Metazoa; Chordata; Actinopteri; Cypriniformes; Cyprinidae
Product: glucocorticoid receptor-like
Exons: 9
Coding region: 315-2558 (747 amino acids)
Biological process (GO): nuclear receptor-mediated glucocorticoid signaling pathway; regulation of DNA-templated transcription
Cellular component (GO): nucleus
Molecular function (GO): nuclear glucocorticoid receptor activity; zinc ion binding; sequence-specific DNA binding
Source: RefSeq, a predicted model, not a curated record